Molecule: messenger RNA, 730 nt
Organism: Hypanus sabinus (Atlantic stingray)
Lineage: Eukaryota; Metazoa; Chordata; Chondrichthyes; Myliobatiformes; Dasyatidae
Gene: rpl11
Product: ribosomal protein L11
Exons: 6
Coding region: 151-687 (178 amino acids)
Biological process (GO): translation
Cellular component (GO): cytosolic large ribosomal subunit; ribosome
Molecular function (GO): structural constituent of ribosome; RNA binding
Source: RefSeq, a predicted model, not a curated record
GAUGCAUUUUUCCCGGCUUGGAGAUGGUGGCGCUACUUUGUUCAUUCGGCACUAGGAAGAUUUUUUUUGCCGACCUUCAGCCGCCGCUAGUUUCGGGGCCUGAGAAGAAAUGCUCUGAGCUGCUGUGGCCGUUCCAUCUUCUCGACCAACAUGGCGGACCAAACUGAGAAGAAAGAAAACCCUAUGCGUGAGCUUCGUAUCAGAAAGCUCUGUAUGAAUAUCUGUGUUGGUGAAAGUGGUGAUCGACUUACUCGAGCUGCGAAAGUACUGGAACAGCUAACAGGCCAAACACCUGUGUUCUCCAAAGCUCGCUAUACUGUGAGAUCUUUUGGUAUCAGGAGAAAUGAAAAGAUUGCUGUUCACUGCACAGUCCGUGGUGCAAAAGCCGAAGAAAUUCUGGAAAAGGGCCUUAAAGUUCGUGAAUAUGAAUUGAGGAAAAAUAACUUCUCUGACACUGGCAACUUUGGCUUUGGCAUUCAGGAGCAUAUUGAUUUGGGUAUCAAGUAUGACCCAAGCAUUGGUAUCUAUGGUUUGGAUUUUUAUGUGGUUCUGGGUAGACCAGGCUUCAGCAUUGCUGAUAAGAAGCGUAAACGUGGCCGCAUUGGAGCUAAACACAGGAUCAGCAAGGAGGAGGCCAUGCGCUGGUUUCAACAGAAGUACGAUGGUAUCAUUCUCCCAGGAAAAUAAAAAUGUUUCAGAACUAUCAAUAAAGAAAAAAUCUAAUCCAUAA